AUAGAUAAUACACUAUAUUUGUAAUUUAUAUACUAGAGAUAAGAGAGACGUCAUUACCAUUAGUCAGUUAUCACAUAACAGUACUCAGUACCUAUCCGAAGUCCGAACUCGACUAUUUUUUUAAUGAAUAUUAAUUUUUAAUAGAUACGAAACAAAUUAUUUUAGUAAUAAUAAAUCUUUGUUUUGAUUUGGCAUAAGUGUAACGCAAAAUAUUAAAUCUCUAUUAAUACAAUAAUUUUAUCCAUCAAAGAAAACUUUUUGUUUUUGUAAAGGUUUGUUCUAUACUUCUAUAGCCUUGAUCACUCUUCACAGUUUACACUACACAGCAAUCAGCAAUAUGACUUUAAAAUUGUACUUUGACCUGAUGUCUCAGCCUUCCAGAGCUUUGUAUAUUUUGUUAAAAUAUGCAAAAAUUGAUUUCGAACCUAAGCUAGUAGAUUUACGAAAAGGUGAGCAUUUUACUGAUGAGUAUGCAGCCGUAAAUAGACUGAAAAAGGUGCCAGUAAUUGUCCACAAUGAUUUCACUCUAACUGAAAGUGUUGCCAUUGUAAAGUAUCUGGCAAGAGAAAAUCUGAUACCAGAGACAAUAAGUCCAAAAGAGAGCAAAGCUCAAGCCCGACUAGAUGAGUUUAUGGCUUGGCAACAUAUUGGACUAAGAUUGCAUACAAGUAUGUUUUUUAGAGUCAAGAAUUUGGAACCAUUAAUGACCGGACAGCCUACUGAUCCAAAAAGACUGCAAAGAUAUGAGCGGAACAUGAUUUCUGCUCUUGAGGAGUUUGAUACUAAAUGGCUAGGGCAUAGUGACUUUGUUGCCGGUGACAGAAUUACCGUUGCAGACCUGUUAGCUGCAUGUGAGCUGGAGCAGCCAAGGAUGUCAGGCUUUGAUCCGGCAUUAAAAUACAAAAAUAUAGCAGCCUGGUGGAUAAAAGUGAGACAACAUUUCAGUCCAUAUUAUGAAGAGGCCCACAUUAUUCUCAAUAAGAUUGUGCAAAAGAAUAAUGCUGCCAAGUUGUAGAUACUAGCUUUAGUCUAGACUGAACAAUAUCCACACAAAAUUUUCAAUCGCCUUCUAGCUCUUUAACUCUUGGUAAAGCGACCAAUGUCUGUAUUUUUACUGGAAAUUAGUUGUUACUGCCAUUGCAGAAGAGGAGGAAUUUAAUCGGUUUGCUUUGAUUUUAAAAGUCAGAAUUGUGUUAAGACAGUAAUUUGUCAAGUGAAUGGUGCUUGUGAAUUUCUUCGAUUAUUCUUUUUGUUUAUGUAUCUGACAUUACAAAAGUUACUUCAGGUAUGAAAUCAAUUCAGUACAAGUUAAUUCUGUUACUGAUCACCGGGCGCGAACCAAACCCGUCGGUGUAUACUUCACUUUAGACCGACUAUGGAGGAGGUUUUGGGAGUUCUUUCUUCCUUGAUCCUGGCACCUAGCUUACAAUGUGACCUGGUGUUUCAUUAUUUUCACCAAAGCACCAAAUUAGUAAACACCAUGCACAUGCUAUGCUUGUUCCGAAAAAAAGAUGAUGUAGACGAAUCCAAUUUUUAGAAAGACCAACUCUUCAGUUUGUCUAAAAUAAGAGUUUUUUUUCUUUAAGACAUAUUAUCGUAUUCCAGUGUGCUUUGGAUAUAUAGUGUUUUUUAAAUUAGCAAGAUUAAUAAUUAAUCAAUGAAUUUGAAUAGGUAUUUUUUUUACUUAUAAAAUAUUUUGCUAUAUAUAUUUUUAGAUAAUUAAUCUAUUACUAAUGGUGAAUCAUUCCAUUAAAAGGUAAGGCAACUAAAUAAGACUUUAAAUUAAAUUUUAGGUAGGUAUUUAGAUUUUUUUGGGAUAUAAGUGGUAUAAUUACUAAUAUGGAGAUGGCUGUGUAUCUUGGGUUCGUUAAAACGCAAUUAAUCAUCAAAAGUAAAGCCAACGAAACGAGAUAAAGUUAAAAUAGUUAAAAUUUAUUAAUAUUUAAAUUAAUAUUUAUGGGACGUAACUCCAUAGGCCAAAUCGUAUAUGGUAUAACAAAUUUAAAUUUCUCCUACAGAAUUGACAAUAAAAUACUGGUAAUUGUCGGUUGUGUUUUAAAGUUAGGUAAUAUAUUGAGCUUUGUGGUGAAAGCUAACUUCUUAACUUUUAAGGCUGCAUCUAGUGACCGUCGGUCAUCGAGAGUUCCAUACGCGCUAACCAUGUUGCGUUUAGUGCUCAGCUGACAGCAAACUUGAUUGCGCGUAAUUUUUAACCUUUUUAAUAUGUGCAUAAUACUUAACGCAAACGAUUAAGGAAUGAAUGACGGAGAAGAUAUCAUGUUUACCCAAUUAUUAUAGAUCGUCAAAUUGAAGAAAAUAUUUAUAUAGUAUAUUAUUCGAAAUUGCCAGAACAUGAUAUCUUUGAUGACGAUAGGGUCGAUCGCUCGGUCAGCGCGGCACUGAACUCGCUACGUACGUACAUAGACGUACGUCGGACCGACGAGCUCGACCGACGGUUCUCGUCAGCGCGACGUAGCUCUACGCGCGUAGCAAUUCAUCAGCGCUGUACUGAACGCGUUCAUGUAUUUUCAUAGAUAUAGCUACACUCGACCGACGUCAGGGCUGACCGUCGGUCGAGCACUAAAUACAGGCUUAGUGUUUCUCUGGUUGAUGAAAUCAGUAACUAAACACACACAAAGGCAUAUUUCAAACAAAACCCAGCACUUAAAUGCAUGUUAUGUCUACCAACUGUUAGGGUGAUGACAUAGUAUUGACAACAGCAGGCUGCACCUCUGCGAAACUUCAGUGACUGUUACCGUUUUUGAUUGACAAGUCGUAAACUGUUAGCCAUGCUUGCUAGCUUAAUCCAGACAUUGUCAAAUAUAAUUGGUCACUUGUAUAUUCUAAGUCCAUGGAACUUAUAGCUUUUCUGCACCUACCAAAAAUAUAAAAUUUUGUGAAAGAAUCUGAAUUCGUGCAAUAUAGGUACUUUAAUUUAAGAAAAAGGGGGAAUAGACGAUGUAGAAUUAUAUAUAUUUAUUUACUAAUGUGUCAUUCUCUGUAUACGGAGUUGUAAAAUGUAAAUGUUAAAGCACAGAUAUAUUGUAAUAAUUAUAUUAUAUUUGUUAAUUCUGUUUUUGACAGAAAGAGAUUAGAAAAGCAUAUUUUUAUACCUAUAAUAAUAAUAUUAAGUAAAUAUAUUUUGAGAUCCGAUUUUUAAUAAAGUUAUUUUUAUAGUAAUGAUGUUUUUGGUAUUGUUGAAUAAAACGUUUUUAUGGGAAUA
Leptidea sinapis is the source of this 3223-nucleotide messenger RNA. It is a transcript of the gene GSTt1, whose product is annotated as glutathione S-transferase theta-1-like. Gene Ontology annotation, cellular component: cytoplasm. The record is from RefSeq and is a predicted model, not a curated record. Gene Ontology annotation, biological process: glutathione metabolic process. Lineage: Eukaryota; Metazoa; Arthropoda; Insecta; Lepidoptera; Pieridae. Gene Ontology annotation, molecular function: glutathione transferase activity. The coding region runs from base 338 to 1015 and encodes 225 amino acids. The transcript is spliced from 6 exons.